Messenger RNA from Saccharomyces paradoxus, 2037 nucleotides. RefSeq names its product glutamate--cysteine ligase (gene GSH1). Gene Ontology annotation, biological process: glutathione biosynthetic process. Bases 1 to 2037 code for a protein of 678 amino acids. Gene Ontology annotation, molecular function: glutamate-cysteine ligase activity. The transcript has a single exon. Lineage: Eukaryota; Fungi; Ascomycota; Saccharomycetes; Saccharomycetales; Saccharomycetaceae. The record is from RefSeq and is a predicted model, not a curated record.
AUGGGGCUCUUAGCGUUGGGCACGCCGUUACAGUGGUUUGAGUCCAGGACAUACAAUGAGCACAUUAGGGAUGAAGGUAUUGAGCAGUUGCUGUAUAUUUUCCAAGCCGCUGGCAAAAGAGAUAAUGACCCUCUUUACUGGGGAGACGAGCUUGAGUACAUGGUUGUGGAAUUUGAUGAUAAGGAGAAAAAUUCUAUGCUCGACGUUUGCCAUGACAAGAUACUUACGGAGCUUAAUAUGGAGGAUUUGUCCCUGUGUGAGGCUAACGAUGUGAGCUUUCACCCCGAGUAUGGCCGCUAUAUGUUAGAAGCGACGCCAGCUUCGCCCUAUUUGAAUUAUGUGGGCAGUUACGUCGAGGUGAACAUGCAAAAAAGACGUGCCAUUGCUGAAUAUAAGCUGUCUGAAUAUGCGAGACAGGAUAACAAAAAUAACGUGCAUGUGGGCUCCAGGUCAGUCCCUUUGACGCUGACUGUCUUCCCGAGAAUGGGAUGUCCCAACUUUAUUAACAUCAAGGAUCCGUGGAACCAUAAAAAUGCCGCUUCCAGAUCUCUUUUUUUGCCCGAUGAAGUCAUUAACAGGCAUGUCAGGUUUCCCAACUUGACAGCGUGCAUCAGAACCAGGCGUGGGGAAAAAGUUUGCAUGAAUGUCCCCAUGUAUAAAGAUAUAGCUACUCCGGAAACCGAUGAUUCCAUUUACGAUCGAGAUUGGUUUUUGCCAGAAGACAAAGAGGCGAAACUGGCUUCCAAACCAGGAUUCAUUUAUAUGGAUUCUAUGGGUUUUGGUAUGGGCUGUUCUUGUUUACAAGUGACCUUCCAAGCACCCAAUAUUAACAAGGCACGUUACCUGUACGAUUCAUUAGUGAAUUUCGCACCUAUAAUGCUAGCCUUCUCUGCUGCUGCGCCUGCUUUUAAGGGUUGGUUAGCCGACCAAGAUGUCCGUUGGAAUGUAAUAUCUGGUGCGGUGGAUGACCGUACUCCGAAGGAAAGAGGUGUCGAACCAUUACUGCCUAGAUACAACAAGAACGGAUUUGGAGGAAUUGCUAAAGACGCACAAGAUAAAGUCCUUGAAAUACCAAAAUCAAGAUACAGUUCAGUUGAUCUUUUCUUGGGUGGAUCGAAAUUUUUUAAUAGGACUUAUAACGACACAAAUGUACCUGUCAAUGAAAAAGUAUUAGGACGACUACUCGAGAAUGAUAAAGCACCGCUGGACUAUGAUCUUGCUAAACAUUUUGCGCAUCUCUAUAUCAGAGACCCAGUAUCUACAUUCGAGGAACUAUUGAAUCAGGACAAUAGGACGUCUUCAAAUCACUUUGAAAACAUCCAAAGUACAAAUUGGCAAACCUUACGUUUUAAACCUCCCACGCAACAAGCGACCCCAGACAAAAAGGAUUCUCCCGGUUGGAGAGUGGAAUUCAGACCAUUUGAAGUGCAACUAUUAGACUUUGAGAAUGCCGCGUACUCCGUACUCAUAUACUUGAUCGUUGAUAGUAUUUUGACUUUUUCUGAUGAUAUAAACGCAUAUAUUCAUAUGUCUAAAGUAUGGGAAAAUAUGAAGACAGCCCAUAACAGGGAUGCUAUUCUGUCAGGAAAAUUUCACUGGAAAAAAUCAUUUCGUAAUGACACUGAUGUGGAAACCGAAGAUUGUUCUAUAAGCGAAAUUUUUCAUAAUCCAGAGAAUGGUAUCUUUCCUCAAUUUAUCACGCCAAUCUUAUGCCAAAAAGGGUUUGUGACCAAAGGUUGGGAAGAGUUAAAACAUUUUUCCCAACACAGGAGAUUAUAUUGUUAUUUAAAGCUUAUUUCUGAUAGAGCAAGCGGUAAAUUGCCAACAACAGCAAAAUUCUUUAGAAAUUUUGUAUUACAACAUCCAGAUUAUAAACAUGACUCAAAAGUUUCUAAAUCAAUCAAUUAUGAUUUGCUUUCUAUGUGUGAUAGACUUACCCAUUUAGAUGAUUCAAAAGGUGAAUUGACGUCCUUUUUAGGAGCUGAAAUUGCGGAAUAUAUAAAAAAUAAUAAGCCAUCGAUAGGAAGCAAACCUUAA